Pteropus alecto (black flying fox) is the source of this 3387-nucleotide messenger RNA. It is a transcript of the gene NRBP2, whose product is annotated as nuclear receptor binding protein 2. Gene Ontology annotation, biological process: intracellular signal transduction; protein phosphorylation; endoplasmic reticulum to Golgi vesicle-mediated transport. The record is from RefSeq and is a predicted model, not a curated record. Bases 9 to 1745 code for a protein of 578 amino acids. The transcript is spliced from 17 exons. Gene Ontology annotation, molecular function: protein serine/threonine kinase activity; ATP binding. Gene Ontology annotation, cellular component: endomembrane system; cytoplasm. Lineage: Eukaryota; Metazoa; Chordata; Mammalia; Chiroptera; Pteropodidae.
UUAGAGCCAUGGCGGCCCCGGAGCCGGCGCCCAGGCGGGGCCGGGAGCGGGAACGGGAGGACGAGAGCGAGGACGAGAGCGACAUCCUGGAGGAGAGCCCGUGUGGCCGCUGGCAGAAGCGGCGGGAGCAGGUGAACCAGGGGAACAUGCCCGGGGUCCAGAGCACCUUCCUUGCCAUGGACACGGAGGAGGGCGUGGAGGUGGUGUGGAACGAGCUGCACUUUGGCGACAGGAAGGCCUUCUCGGCCCACGAGGAGACGAUCCAGACCAUGUUUGAGCAGCUGGCAUUGCUCGACCACCCCAACAUCGUCAAGCUGCACAAGUACUGGCUCGAUGCCUCGGAGACUCGCGCGCGGGUCAUCUUCAUCACAGAGUACGUGUCCUCGGGCAGCCUCAAGCAGUUCCUCAAAAAGACCAAGAAGAACCACAAGGCCAUGAACGCCCGGGCCUGGAAGCGCUGGUGCACGCAGAUCCUGUCCGCGCUCAGCUUUCUGCACGCCUGCAGUCCCCCCAUCAUCCACGGGAACCUGACGAGUGACACUAUCUUCAUACAGCACCACUCUUUCUCCCGUCUGGCCGGCGCAGUGUGGCACCGCAUCUUCUCCAAUGCGCUCCCGGAUGACCUGCGAAGCCCCAUCCGCGCCGAGCGCGAGGAACCGCGGAACCUGCACUUCUUCCCGCCAGAAUAUGGUGAGGUUGCCGAUGGCACCGCUGUGGACAUUUUCUCCUUCGGGAUGUGUGCACUGGAGAUGGCCGUUCUGGAGAUCCAGGCCAAUGGAGACACCAGGGUCACAGAGGAGGCCAUUGCUCGUGCCAGGCACUCGCUGAGCGACCCCAACAUGCGGGAGUUCAUCCUCUGCUGCCUGGCCCGCGACCCUGCCCGCCGGCCCUCCGCCCACAGCCUGCUCUUCCACCGCGUGCUCUUCGAGGUUCACUCGCUGAAGCUCCUGGCGGCUCAUUGCUUCAUCCAGCACCAGUACCUCAUGCCUGAGAACGUGGUGGAGGAGAAGACCAAGUCGACGGACCCGCACGCGGUCCUGGCCGAGAUCCCCCGGCCCUCCCGGCCCCCGCUGCAGUGGAGGUACUCAGAGGUCUCGUGCUUGGAGUUGGACAAAUUCCUGGAAGAUGUCAGAAACGGGAUAUACCCACUGAUGAACUUCGCUGCUGCUCGGCCUUUGGGGCUGCCCCGCGUGCUGGCCCCACCUCCAGAGGAGGCCCAGAAGGCCAAGACCCCAACGCCAGAACCUUUUGACUCAGAGACCAGAAAGGUGAUCCAGAUGCAGUGUAGCCUGGAGAGAAGUGAGGACAAGGCGCGCUGGCACGUGAGCCGGGCCCCGGGCCGGGGGGCGGGGCCUGGGUGGGGACCCUGGGCUGGGCUGGCCAGGCAGCGGUGGCCUCACGCCUCGCCCCACGCCCCUGCCCGUGUCCCCGCCGCAGCUGACAGCGCGCAGGACCUCGCAGCUGAGCUGGUGCACUACGGCUUCGUCCACGAGGAAGACCGGGCCAAGCUGGCCACCUUCUUGGACAGUGCCCUCCUCAAGCACCGUGGGGCUCAUAAGUGUCAGGGACCAGGGCCUGCCCUCCGCCUGCCGGCCUGGAGGCCAAGAAUCAAACGCCUGCCAGUGAGGAACCUCUGCCCUGCACAGCUGCCAAGAGUCCCUGGGGGUGAGGGUGGUGGGCUGGGCCCACAAGGGCGGGGGAGCCAUCCCGGGGUGGGUGGGGGGCUGGUCAGGCCCCACUUGUAACUCACCGGUCCUCCCCGUAUCCUCCGUCUCCUGGCCGAGAGUCCCGGCCCACACCAGGUCGUCUGGUCAGUGGCUGAGCCCUGCGCACGGGGGCGGCCACCCUGUAGGGAGCCACAGCUGGGGGAGUCAGCCCUGGACAGAUGGACAGACAUCUGCUGAGGGCAGUGCCCCACCCUGGGUGGUACCCAGACACAAACAGGGAGCCCCCGCCUCCAGGCGAUGGUGAAACACCUGUAGGUGUCAGACACGGUGCUGGGCGCUGGGCAGGGCCAGGACCUGAUGGGAGAAACAGACAGCAGGACGCUCCAAGAAGGCCCUGUCGCCGGCACCACGUGGCUCUGCACCCCGUCCAGUGUCCAGCACACUUGUCCCGGAGGCCCGCUCCAGCUGCGCUUCUCUGAAGCCAGCACCCGCCUCCUCCCCAGAGGCUCCCCUGGCCCCCGCAGCCCCUCCAAAGGGCUCUUUUCUCUCCGCAUUCCCUGGAGGGCUGGGGUCACGCGUCCUCCCUGCUCCUCCCAAGCUUACCACCCACCCCAGUGACCUUCGCCUCCUCUGAGGGCAGACCCCCCACCGCGGGUCCUGAGGACAGCGGCUCCCAGCUCCCAGUCUCCCCCGCUCAACUCCCUCCUGCCCCCCACCCUCUGUUGCCCUGUCCUCGAUUCUCUUGGAUCCCUUCCAUUUUCAAAUUUAAAUAUUCUUAAACAUUUUAGAUUGCAUGUAUAAAUUUAGUGCAUUCAGGGCUCUUUUAAAGCAUUUUAAAUGCCAAACCGAGAAAGCUCACCACUGUAUUAAUUCUCUGUUGCUGCUAUAAGAAUUAACCACAAACGUAGUGGCUUAAAACAACAUAGAUUUAUUCUAGUUCUGUAGAUCAGAAGUCUGGCACAGGUCUCAGCAGACCGAAAUCCAGGCGUUAGCCAGGCUGCAUUCCUUUCUGCAGGUUCUAGGGGAGAGUCUCCUUCCUGCUCUGCCGGGCUGGUUGUUGACUUGCAGGUGUCAGCUGCUGCGCUCCGCACUGGGCAGAGAUCCAUUUCCUUGCAGGGGUAGGGCCAAGGUCCCCAGUUACUCGCCUGUGGUAAUCUGAAGGCCCUUCUCAGCUUCUAGGGGCUGCCACAUUCCUUGGCUCAUGGCCCUGUCCUCCAUCUUUAAAGCCAGCAACGGCGGGUGGAGUCUAUCUCAUCAACCGUAUGUCUGGUUUUCUGCAGCCAGAGAAGCUUCAUGUGAUUAGGCCGAGUCCAUCGGGGUGGGUAAUCCAGGACGGUCUCCCGAUCUCCAGGUCCUGUUGCCAUGUGAAGUCCCAUUCCCAGGGGUUCUGGGGUCAGGGCAUGGACUUUGGGGUGUCCUCAGUCCAGCUACCACACCACAUCACCCUAACCAAAACCCAAGACAAAACAGACUCACCGAGGCACAUCAAAUAAACUACAUGUACAAAGGUAGUAACUCUCAAGUUAUAGUAAACAUUUCAAUACUCCUUCUAAACUUAUUCAAGUGCUCACACUUUCAACCUAAGGUUGCAAGUCUGAAAUAACUUCCAGGCCUAGUUGUUAAUCCUGAUCCUGAGCCGUGUGGCUCUGCGUCCUCUGAAACAGUUUGAGUGUCAAACACGUGAUGGGCUGGACCAGUGAUUAAACUGAACUCAGGAGUG